AUGCAUAGUAGGAAGCCUAGCACUAAACAUUUAAUUCUAAAUAUGGAGGAAGAAGAUGACCUCCUUCAAGAAAAUGAAAACGUUUGCCUUUUAUAAGGCAGCGAGAUUCAAUGUUCAACUUCAAGGCUAGAGUAGAGACAAGAUGCAAUCAUUAGAGAGCUGGAGUAUGAGAUCAAGGAACUUCGUGCUAUUAAUGAAGGAGUUAGAGACUAAGUGAGAACCAGAGAUCACGAAAUCGCAAGAUUAUAAAUUGAAAAAUAAUAAAUGCUAGAAGAAAAGUAAUUGCUGAAAGACUAGAUCACCCUCAUAUCUAAUAAAGCCAAAGAAUCAAUGAAUUUUGCUGCCAAUAUGGCUAUGGUGAGUGAAUCCUUGCAAGCAAAACUAGCUGAGAGAACCUAAAAAGAGCAAUUGACCUUUCAAGAAUUUGAUAAGCUUAUAAAUCAAUACUAGAAAGCAACAGAAUACAUAGUAGACGCCAGAAUUCAAGUGGAAAGUUUAAACAUUUAAGUAAAAAGCCUAGAAAAUUAAUUAACCGAGGAACAGGAUAAGAAUUUGAUCUUAACAAUAGAAAUUAACAGACUAAUAGCAGAUAGGAAUAAUAAUAAAAAGAAAGAUGAGGAGAUAGAGUCCUUCAAAAGGGAAGUUACAAGUCUAAAUGUGGAGUUAAGUCUGGCCAAGCAUUAGUGUAACAACCUUAAGAGCAAGACUCAGGACUAGGAGGAUAGAAUGAAGCAACAGUAAAUGUACUACACCAAUUUGCUUGAACAUCAUGAAAUAACUAAUCUUCAGUAAUAGAACCAAGUUUAAUAGCUUUAAUAAUAAUAAUAGCAGCAUUAACAGUAGUAAGACACUCAAAGUAGUAGAAAUCCUAACAAUCUUUCAAGAAAUAUAAUGCUAUCCGGAAACUUAGUCACUGAAUCCUUCGGUUCAACCACUUUCCAUGAUGAGAUCUUUGUAUGA
Molecule: messenger RNA, 960 nt
Organism: Stylonychia lemnae
Lineage: Eukaryota; Ciliophora; Spirotrichea; Sporadotrichida; Oxytrichidae
Source: the annotation of a GenBank genome assembly